CAUAUGAACGCGAUUUCACUCAAUAUUAAAUCCAAUCGUCGACACAAUUGACGACACAAUCGACACAAUCGUCAACACAAUGUCCGGAGAAAUACAUUUCGACACUUAUCUCAAAACACAAUCGCAACACUCGGACGAGAGUCACGACGAGAGGCAGUGUAUUGUGUUGUCCAACGCUUUCGAUCAACUCAGACAUCGGGAGGCCAUCCAAGGCAUGGAUUCGCCCGACAAUCACUCCCCGCACUCCUGGCGGAUGAAAGACAGGAUGAAGACCGUGAGUGUGGCUCUGGUGUUGUGUCUGAACGUUGGAGUGGAUCCGCCGGACAUAAUAAAGCCAAACCCGUGUUCAGUACUGCAGUGUUGGGUCGAC
Molecule: messenger RNA, 370 nt
Organism: Medioppia subpectinata
Lineage: Eukaryota; Metazoa; Arthropoda; Arachnida; Sarcoptiformes; Oppiidae
Source: the annotation of a GenBank genome assembly